UUCACCCUUUCUGUUUGGCUUGAAAAAGUGCAACAUCAGCACAAAUCAUGUCGUGAUAAAACGUGAGUGUUGAUAAUUUCACCAAAAAAAUGGUAUAACUUACAUUUAAAUUUCCGGUAUUUUAAGUAACGGAAUCUUACCAAUUAUGAAAGCUUUUUUGAAUUUUAUAUUCUAGCAAUUCACUUUAUUAGCAACAAUGAAAAAGAUUUCCUGAGUCAAUUCAAUGUCUACAGACCUAUUUCCAGGAAUUUCUCAAUAACAUUAAAAAAUUCAUAUCUAGAACGCAUAAAAUAAGUUUUUACCUUCAAUUGAUUGUUAGUCUGAGGGUUAAUUGAAUUUGCUUCUCUUCAAUCUAAACAAUUCAAAAUUAGUGAUGACUUAUCCAAUGAUAAACAUUUAUAAUGUAAUUUUUAUGAGUUUUCAUUCUUGCAGAAUUUUAAAUCCAUUAUUUUCAUCGUCAUUAUCAUUUUCAGAUUCCAUAAAAUAGAAUUAAUCAAGUAGAAGUAAUCAUGCUAGAAUUAUCGAUCAAAAGAAGAUUUUUUAUCAUCUUGUAUUCGAAUAUGAUUUAAUCAAACACUUGAAGUUUAGGUUUUUUAAUCAGUUCUAGUCAUGCAGUAUUCUUGGUCUACAGUUUUUUACUAAACAUUAACGGCCAAAUUCUAAGCCUAGAUUUUUAAAUGAAAGAGCAGUAGACGAGUUGAUGUUGGGAAUGGCAUCCGCUAUCUGUGGGCCUAGAACCAUGUGGUGUGUGGUGGCCGUGACGCUGGUAUUGCUAGUGCUAGUGGCGCAGGUGUAUGGUCUAGGAAAGUUCAAAGACCUCGAUUUAGAUGAUGUAAUCAAUGCCAAAACGGUGAUCAGAUCUGGAAUUCUGUAUGGAAACAUAUUCAAAUUUGUUGGCGAUGACAUAUUCCAGGCCUGGACCGACAUUCCAUAUGCCAAACCUCCCACCGGUGACCAAAGAUAUAGGGAGGCGGAUUCAGAAGUAACGUGGAGUGAACCUAGGAAUGUGACAGCGAAGAAGCCUGAGCGAUGUCUUCAAUACAACUUUAUAUCAGAUAAAUACAAUCGAGUUGAGGGUACAGAAGAAGCAUGUCUCAUGCUUAGCAUCUACAGGUAUUUGGGGAUGUACUUUGAAAACAGACACGCCCUGACGGAAAUAGGAGUAAGGCCGCGAUUGGGUCCGGUCAUAGUGCUGCUGCAUCCAGGCACCUACAUGUACGACUUUCCGUUUGAUCCUCGAAGGUUCGCUGCCAACCUCUGCUGCGAUUUCUUUGUCACUGUUGUUGUCAACUAUAGACUCGCACAUACGGGUUUCCUGUCAAUGGGCAGGCAUAAAAAUGGCGUGAAAGCGAACCUAGGCCUAUUAGACCAAGUGGCCGCCCUCAAGUGGGUUCAGCGGAACAUCGAAGCAUUCUAUGGAGACUCGAAUAAGGUGUCAUUGGUGGGUGUGGGUGCGGGUGCUGCUGCUGUACAACUACAUCUCCUGUCAUCCAUGUCCAGGGGCCUGUUCCGCAGUGCACUCUCGUACAGCGGCUCAGCACUGGUGCCGUGGGCGAUCGGAGGCGAUGUCGGUAAGAAGAGCUUGAACUUUGUCCGCCAUAACCUCAACUGCACUUCGCUGGCAAUUACGGAAAUUGCCGAAUGUUUGCGUUCCAUCUCUCUCAACGCAUUGUUCAAAGAAGUAACUGGCAGAUUCAACCAUCCCUUGUUCCAUGACUUCCAGAACAUGCCGUUGAGCCCUCUGGGUCCUGUCGUGGAUAACAACUUCCUUGAUGAUGACCCUCUGAUCCUACUGAGGGCGGGAGCUGUCACCCAAAUGCCCUAUCUCUUCUCCUUCACUGAUUCGGCAGGCAUACUUCCUGCAGCACAUCUAUUCGAGAAGGAAGUUUCUGAGACCAGAGUUGAGAAUGAAUGGAAUACCUUGGCACCAACCAUUCUCGACUACAACUACACAAUGCACCAUCUGUUGCAUGAAAAGUUUGCUGAGCGUGCUCGCAAGUUCUACUAUCCGGAUUACGAAAACGGUACUAAACCGCUCUUGUUCGACAAUUAUGGGCGUUUUAUCAAGAUGCUAACUGACCGUCUGUACACAACGGGCAUUGUUGAGGGGGCUCGGCUGCAGGGAGUUGCUACCAAAAAUGAUUCUGUCUAUAUGUACAGAUAUUCCUAUCAGGGUGAAUUCAGUUUUUCUGAUCAGAUUUUUGGAUCUCGCCAACUUUUUGGGCCAGCGGUAGCAGAUGACUUCAUGACCUACAUAGCCAAUCAAUUUCCUGUGCGAAACUUCGCAGAUCGUGUCCAGAAACAAAUGCUGACACAUAUUUUUCUGGGAUUCAUAGAAUUUGGGUGGGCAGACCUACCGCAGGGGCAUACGAUCAAUGAUACGUUUGGUUUGCAUUUCUUAGUGCCAAUGGCGACGACAAAGCAAUAUUUCAAAGGAGCCUCACAUCCACAGCAAAAACGCAAUGCACGCGGCUCUCGCAUUGUAUCAUACAACCACUUACCUCCAAGUCACUUAGUGGCAGGCAGCAAAAAGCACGAGUCGUACGCCAUAAAGCACUCGAAUGACCUUGGGAAGGCCAAGUUUUGGCGUAGGGCUCCCAUUCUGCAUCCCACAAUACGUUAUCGGGACCGCGGCCUCUAUCCAGAAAUCCUCAACGAUGAAGCUUGGGAUGACCAUCCUCAUAUCGAUGAUGUUCUUAAUGAACUCAGGGGUAUCGAAGCACCAAAACAUAAUAAGCCAGAACAAAAAUCAGUUCCAGAUUAGUAAUGACUAAUCAAAUUUAUAAUCAAAAUCUUUAUGAUCUGAAUAUAAAUACUUAUGAGUGUUCUAAUCUAAGUAAGAUCUGAAUUGAAAUUGAAUUGUAUUUGUGUGGCACUCCUACACAAAAUUGAGAAAAUAAUAAAUUCAUGUUGUGUGAUCUGAAAAUAAAUUAGG
Messenger RNA from Nilaparvata lugens (brown planthopper), 2935 nucleotides. RefSeq names its product esterase E4. The transcript is spliced from 13 exons. NCBI's taxonomy places the organism in Eukaryota, Metazoa, Arthropoda, Insecta, Hemiptera, Delphacidae. Bases 701 to 2764 code for a protein of 687 amino acids. The record is from RefSeq and is a predicted model, not a curated record.